This is a messenger RNA of Salmo salar (Atlantic salmon), 11606 nucleotides long. RefSeq names its product protein phosphatase 1, regulatory subunit 18 (gene ppp1r18). Gene Ontology annotation, molecular function: phosphatase binding. The record is from RefSeq and is a predicted model, not a curated record. Lineage: Eukaryota; Metazoa; Chordata; Actinopteri; Salmoniformes; Salmonidae.
AGCACUGCAGUUGGUGUAUAUUUACUACCAAUGGAGGUGUUUUAAAUUGAUAUGCUCUAAUUCACAGUGUAGUCGUCAUUAGAUAAUCGAGCUAAAUAAACAUUAUUAAUCCUGACUUUUUGACAACAUCGAUUAAUCAACUAUAUCAGAAAGCUUUAGAUAGAGACCAAUCUUCCAGUUGGUGCUUUGAGCGCGUUAAGAACAACGGGUGGCGCACAGUCGCCCGUCAUUCAGAAGAUGACUACUCUCAAACCAAAACAGAGGGGGAUAUAAAGCAUUACUGCGGAAUACCAAGGAUUUGACCUGUUGCCAGAGCGUUAAAAGAAAGGAAGAUUAAGGAACUUGCCAAAAGCAAGACCUCUUCUCUGUUAUGUCUGUCUCCUCUUUACCGGAAUGGAAACAACUCCUGCUGGAGAGAAAAAGGAGGGAGGAGGAGGAGCGAGAGAAGAGAGAAAAAGAGGAGGAGGACAAACUCACCAGCAUGCCUGCCUGGAAGCGAGGGAUCAUCCAGAGGAGGAGAAUGAAACAGGAGAGUUUCGGGGACAAGGAGAGGGAGGGCCCCCUCCAAGUCAAGGAGGGCAGGCCCACCUCUGAUCCUGCGAGUGACCUGGACAGCUCCACACUAGUGCAGCUGAGAAGUGAACCACCACUCAGCCCAGACAUCACAGGGCCUUGGCUGGAUGAAGAGGCUAAACCGCCGAGUCUGGUGUUAAAGGAGACCAUCAUCCCUGUCGGACAAAACUCAUUCAUUCGCACACAUGGCGGAUGGAGGAGGGGAAGAGAAGCAGAGAGGGCUGGGGAAAUGGGCCACGAGAAAGGGAAUGAGCAGGAUAUAGAAGUAGGGAGAGAGAGGGAAAAGGAGAAAGAAAGAGGCCACGUCAAAGGUCAUGAUGGAGAGUCUGGGAAGGGAAGAGAUAUACAAAUAGAGCGAUACAGGGACAGGAGUGGGGGCAGAGAAAGGGACAGAAGUGACAGGAGAGAGGCUAGCAGGGAUACUGUGAGAGACAGGGAAAGGGAUUGCCCAAGGGGGAGAAAAGAGGAGGAGAGGGAGGAGGGAGACUCAGAUUCUCCAACCCCCAAGUACCCCUAUCCACUAGUCCCAGGCCUUCGUACCAUCAGAGCAGACAACAUCAUCAUUAUUGAACAGGACAGAAAGGGAAGUGAUGAAAGGAGGAGUAGAAGGAGAGAGUGGGAGAGGAAGGUAAUGGAAGAGAAGCAGGAAAGUAGAGAUGUAAAGAUGGACCUCAAGGAGUUUCUGGCUGGUGGAGGGAGUGUCACAGAGAUCCGAGCAUCAGAAAUAUUGAUAAUUAAACCCUUAGCUGGCACUGAGGACUCAAGAAGUGGAGGUCUAAAAGGGACAGGCAGGGAAGGAGAUGGAGAAAGAGGGAGAGAUGCCAAGUGCAAUAAAGAUGGAGGGAAGGACUGUGAGAGGCAGCUGGAGAGAGAGGUGGCAUGGUUGAUGAUGAAAGAUAAAGAGAGGGAAAACUUGAGGGAGAAAGACCGACCACGGAUACAAGUAGCUUCUUCAGAAAAAGAGGAUAGGAGAUAUGGUGACACAGAUGACAGUAUCCACAACGAGAGAGGAGUUAGGGUGAGUGAGCUGCUGAGUAAAUUUGGGGAGCAUACAAAGAAAUUCAGAGAACAUCCAAAACCCCCGUCUCGGUCUAAAAGCUCAGAAUGUUUCAUCCGGCCUGGCAGGGACAGAGAAACGUUUUGUCUGGAAGAGGACGAUGAUGGAGACAGGAGAGGGGAGGAGAAACAUGCAGUAUUCAGGGGUGUGCCCAAGCGGUCAUUCAGUUUCACUGACCGUGUGAUAUGCGCAAAGGAGAAUGGCAUGCAGGAUGAGGGGAACCAUGAUAGGAAGGUGGUGGAGAGGACAUAUUCAGACAGGAGGGUGGCAGCAAGGGGAGAUGUAGUGGAGGGGGAAUGGUCAGAGAGGGGAGGCAAGCAGGGGUGCUGGACCUGGCUUUCAGAUAAAGAGCGGGCAGGGAAGCAUGGAGAGGGAUGCAUAAAAGCAGACAGGGCGGUAGGGGGACAGCAUGAGAGACAGCCUGCUUUGGAAAGUAACACCGGGAAAGAGAUUGACCGUUGGAUCGAGAGAGUAACAGGAGUGGAGUUAGAUUUUAGUAACAAGGGGACAGAGGAACUAACAGAGAAUAUGUAUGGGGAGGUAGGGUUUACAAUGGCCUCAGUUAAAAACACAGAGGCCUCAUUUGCGCGAAGAGUGCCCAUCAAACAUGAUGGGCGAGAGAGAGCAGUGGAAAGAGAGGUAAAGCAAACGAGAGAAGAAAGCGAGAGAGGGAUGGACAGGGCGAGGAGCAAAGAGAGAGAGGGGGUGGAUGGAAGACAGGCAGAACCUCAAGUGCGAGAGAGAAAGGGGUCCGACUUUAGGAGAGGAUCAGAUUCAAGGCACAUGAAGAGGGUAUCAGAGGUAAGGGACUGCACCAUUUCAGUUGAAACAACUCAGCAAAACUGUGUCAUCACCCUCUCCGUAGACAGAGCCAGUCCUCCUCAGUCUGUCGAUAGUCAUUACAAACAUGUGUCAGCAUUUACAGAGUGCUCAUCAACUUUGCUCAGCACUGUGGCACAUAAAGGAACAGAUUGGCAUAGUAGUCAAGGAGCACUGGGGCACCAUUCAACCCAGUCACCACUGUCACAGCACACAGAGGAUCUCAUCAACAAGAUAGAGAGAGUGGGGGGGACUGUGAAUGAACGUGACAAUCACAAAGGGACCCAAACAUUGAUGCAGGAUAGCAAAGGCGUGAUGAGGGAGGACACAGAGACUGAGAGAGGGAGCAAAGCUUAUAGGAAGCCAGGUGAGGUAAGCAAGGACACUACACAUCCACCUGGCGCACACGUGCGCAGUCAUGUUUAUCCCAAAAAGUCAGUUCAGGAAGUGACCCCUAAGUGUCCUAAGUCUCCAAAGCGCGUUGCCUCAGUUGGAAUCCCUCCAAUGCCACUUGAGAUACACAUACCCAGAACAGUGUUCUAUGGUGUGGGGGAGCCAAGCCUCCAAAGCAAAUACAACCAGAGCUGCGAAGGAGAGGGAGGGAAAGGUGUGGAGAGGAAGAACAGUUGGAGGAUCGGCAAGCCCUUGUCUCACAUCGAAUCCUUGCGAGAGAAAAUCCAACAGAGAGAGAAGGGGAGGCUGUGGAACAUGGAGGGAGUGGCAGCGAUGGGGGAUGAUGGAGAUGCGACUGAGGGGACAGAAAAGGCUGGGACUAGAAGGACUAGAAAAGCUUCAAGUUCAGACUGGUGUGAGGAAGGAGAGAUGGGGAACGAAAUGGAGCGAGAGAGACAGAGACAGGAAGGCUCCGCACCGCAGACAACAUCCACUCAGUUUGACGUCACACAGGAAGUGAGCGUGUCGAAAGCCGUCUCCCAGCUUCCUGUUCCUCUCUCAUUCUCGCAAGCUGUCAAAGGAGAGAAAGAAACCGGGGGGAACUCCAUCGCAGCCUGUGAAGUAGCCUUGUUCAGCUGUCACACGACUGAGAUAGAGGAAGAUCCAACCAAACAUGUACUAGCGGAGUUACGGUGCGACAGGGGUCGGCAGAGGAAACAGAACACCGGAGGCAGAGGAGAAGAAGGAGAGGAUAAACUCUCGGAGGAAGAAUACAGGCUGCAUUAUCUAUCUCCUUCACACUCUCCCGUGCCCUUAGACUCUCUCUCCCCCUCUCUGCUUCACCCUCCCUCUCUUGCUGAGAUGAGCCGGAUCUAUAACUUGAAAACGGUGGGGUCCAGGACGGCGUUGUGCAUGAGUGACAGGACCGUGGAUAGGCCUAUCCCGUCACACACUCCGAAGGUACAGUCCCACAUAUCCGCAGAACAACAGGAGCCAUGCAGUCCAGAGAUAUCAGUUGGGAGGCUGACACAGAAGAAGCUGUGGGGUGGUGGUGGGGCAUCUGGGAAUAAAGCCUCUUCCAGCGAUGAGAAGUUCGGACUUCAGACUGUACAGCGUCAGGUGGAACAGCUUCAGUUGCGAGAACAACAGGAAGUACAGAGACUAUCACAUGAUGACAACUCAGCACGGUCGUCUUUUGGACAAAAUAAUAAUUUGAAAGAUAAAGAGUCUAAAGCUCAGCAAAGCCCUAGGAUAUCACACAACCAGCCUAAUAAGGAACCUCAGCAGGAGCAUCCAAGGCAAAAGGACCAUCAAACAAUCCUAAGUCCCAGAAAAUCUCAGUCCAAUCUGCAACUGCACUCUGAAAGGCCUCCUCAACCCAUGCAGGCCCAGUCCAACCAACCCAAACAGGCCCGAUCCAUUACCAUCAACUCCAGAUCUCUCCUGACCCCCUCUCCUGAGAACUCAUUACACCCAGACCAGGGAGUCCCAACCACCCAAUCAGCUUCCCCAUCCCAGUCCCCCUCCGUCUCUCCCUCCCCUUCUCCGACCCAUUUCACCAUCAGAAGCCUCUCUGGAGGCCAGCAGGUCAAGAGGGGCACCACCAUCACCAUCACCCCCAGGAAGCCUGUUGGAGGGGCAGCCGUGGAAGCAGUUUCAGUAUCCUCAGGACCCCUGGCCAAUACGUCUGCCCAGUCCCAGAUGCCUGUCCUAACCGAGGAAGUAGAGAGAGGCAAGAAGAGGUACCCCACUGCGGAGGAGAUCGAAGUGAUCGGCGGGUAUCAGAACCUGGACAAGUCCUGCCUGGUCAAGACUUCCAAAGCAUCUCCCAAAGGGGUGAAGGUGUGCUUCGACGAGACCCAGCUGGAGCAGGUGUGUGAGUACCCAUCAGAGACCUCCAUGUUUGACUCCACCCACUACCCCUUACUUGGUCAGGAGAAAGGGAGGGAGGAGGAGGUGCAGGAGGAAGAGGAGGAGGAGAGAGGAGUGCUUGUGUCCAGGAGCAGCAGGAAUGUGGGGGCAGCAGCUGGCCUGAGAGUGAUGAGAGUGGGUCAGUAUAUGUCACUUCCUUACAAAUACACUACAUGACCAAAAGUAUGGGCAUUAAUAUGGAGUUGAUCCCCCCUUUGUUAUUAUAACAGCCUUCACUCUUCUGGGUAGGCUUUCCACUAGAUGUUGGAACAUUGCUGCAGGGACUUGCUUCCAUUCAGCCACAAUAGCAUUAGUGCGGUCGGGCACUGAUGUUGAAUGAUUAGGCCUGGCUCGCAGACGGCGUUCCAAUUCAUUCCAAAGGUUUUCGAUGGGGUUGAGGUCAGGGCUCUGUGCAGGCGAGUCAAGUUCUGCCACACCGAUCUCAGCAUUUCUGUAUGAACCUUGCUUUAUGCACAGGGGCAUUGUCAUGUUGAAACGGGAAAGGGCCUUCCCCAAACUGUUGCCACAGAGUUGGAAGCACAGAAUCAUCUAGAAUGUCAUUGUAUGCUGUAGCGUUAAAAUUACCAUUCACUGGAACUAAGGGGCCUAGCCUGAACCAUGAAAAACGGCCCCAAACCAUUAUUUCUCCUCCACCAAACUUUACAGUUGGCACUAUGCAUUGGGUCAGGUAGCGUUCUUCUGGCAUCUACCAAACCCAGAUUCAUCCAUCGGACCUCCAGAUGGUGAAGCAUGAUCACUCCAGAGAGUGCGUUUCCCAUGCUCCAGUCUAAUGGCUGCAAGCUCUACACCACUCCAGCCAACGCUUGGCAUUGCACAUGGUGAGCUUAGGCUUGUGUGUGGCUGCUCCGCCAUUGAUACCCAUUUCAUGAAGCUCCUGACGAAAAGACGUUGCUUCCAGUAUCAGGAAUCAAGGUAAGAUGCAGACAUGUCGAAUUGACAAUGGUUUAAUAUUCCAACAGGGGCAGGCAAUAGACAGAUCAAGGCAGGGGUCAGUAAACCAGAGGUGGGGCAACAGUACCGGACGGCAGGCAGGCUCAGGGUCAGGGUAGGCAGAGGUCAACAAUCCAGAGGUGGGGCAAAGGUACAGGUCAGCAGGCAGGCUCAGCGUCAAGGGCAGGCAGAGUGGUCAGGCAGGUGGGCUCAGAGUCAGGACAGGCAAGGGUCAAAACCAGGAGGGCGAGAAAAAGGAGAGACUGGAAAAAACAGGAGCUGAGAAAAAACGCUGAUUGACUUGACAAACUAGACGAACUGGCAAUGGACAAACAGAGAACACAGGAGACAAAGGGCUGUGAGACAUAGGUUUGACUCUGGACACAUGAAAGGUGGGAUGUAUACGAAGAGUACUGGGCAACAGAAGACUAACAGCAGAGGGGCUAAUAAUCUUGGAGAUGGGAAAUGGACCGAUAAACCAGGGAGAGAGUUUUCCGGAUUCCACCCGGAAGGGCAGAUCCCGGGUGGAUAACCAUACCUUCUGCCCGAGACGAUACCGGGGGGCCGGGGUCCGAUGGCGAUCCGCCUGUUGUUGAUACCUGGAGGUGGUCUUGAGGAGGGCCGACUGGGAUUUCCUCCAGGUACGACGACAGCGGCGGACAAACAUCUGGGCAGAAGGUACACUGACCUCUUCCUCCUGCUCGGGAAAGAGCAGGGGAUGAUAUCCCAAGGAACACUCAAUCGGAGAUAGGCCCAUGGCAUAGCAGGGAAGGGUGUUGUGGGCGUACUCAACACACACUAGCUGCUACCUCCAGGAGGUGGGAUUGGCGGAGACCAGGCAGCGCAGAGUAGUCUCAAGAUCCUGGUUGGCUCGCUCCGACUGGCCAUUGGACUGGGGGUGGAACCCAGAAGUCAGGCUGGCCGACAACCCAAUGAGGGCACAGAGCACUUCCAGAACCUGGACAAGAACUGAGGCCCCCAGUCAGAGACCAUGUCCGCGGGCAGUCCAUGGAUCCGGAAGAGGUGCUGCACCAUGAACUGGGCCUUCUCCUUGGCCGAGGGUAGUUUAGGGAGAGGGAUGAAGUGAGCGGCCUUGGAAAACUGCUCAACCACAGUCAGGAUGGCAGUGUUGCCCUCAGACGGGGUAAGACCCAUGAUGAAAUCCAGGGAUAUGUGGGACCAGGAUCGGUGAGGGGCAGGCAGUGGUUGCAGAAGACCAGCCGGGGCUUGCCGAGGAGUCUUAUUUUGAGCACAGACCGUGCAGGCGUAUACAAACGCGGCGACAUCCGGAACCAUCAUAGGCCACCAAAAGCAUUGUCGUAUGAAGGCCAGGGUCCGACGGGACCCCGGGUGGCAGGCAAGCCUGGAGGAAUGGGCCCACUCCAGGACCGCAGAGCGGACAGCAUCAGGCACAAACAUCCGAUUAUCAGGGGCCCCCAGGAUUCGGCUAGGACCGCUGCACCUCUCAGACCUGUUUCCAUAUACCCCAGUUGAGUGCUGUCACCAAGCACGAGGUGGGAAGGAUGGUCUCAGGCUCCGGGGUGGUACCCGUGGGGCUAUAGCAGCAGGAAACUGCAUUCGGCUUGACAUUCUUGGAUCCCAGCAUUACGAGAGGGAAAAGUUGAACCGUAUGAACAGCAGGGCCCAUCUGGCUUGCCUGGAGUUGAGGCUCUUGGCGGUGUGGAGAUACUCCAGGUUGCUGUGGUCGAUUCACAGGAUGAAUGGGUGUUCCGCCCCCUCCAGCCAGUGCCUCCAUUCCUCCAACGCCAUCUUCACCGCGAGAAGCUCACGAUUCCCCACAUCGUAGUUCUUUUCCGUGGCGUUGAGACGGUGUGAAAAGAAGGUGCAGGGAUGUAGCUUGAGGUCCAGGGCAGAAUGCUGGGACAGGACCGCCCCCACUCCGACAUCAGAAGCAUCGGCCUCCACCACAAACUGGUGGGAAGUGUCCGGAUGAACCAAGAUGGGAGCUGUGGUGAAGUGAUGUUUGAGGUCCCGGAAUGCCCGGUCAGCAGCUGGAGACCACGUGAAUUGAACCUUGGGCGAGGUGAGUGCAGACAGGGGGGAAGUCAGGGUGCUGUAACCCCCAGAUAAAGCGGCGAUAGAAGUUGGCAAACCCCAUGAAGCAUUGCAACUGCAGCCUGGAAGUAGGCUGGGGCCAAUCCACCAUCACUCUCACCUUCCCGGGAUCCAUUUUCACACUCCCUGCAACGAUGAUGAAACCCAGAAAAGAGAUGGUGGAACGAUUGAACUCACACUUCUCUGCUUUUACAAACAGCUGGUUCUCCAGGAGGCGUUGGAGAACCUGUCAGACGUGGAGCACAUAUUCUUGGCUGGAACGGGAGAAGAUGAGGACAAAGACAAACCGGUUCAACAUGUCCCGGAGAACGUCAUUGACCAGACACUGGAACACAGCAGGGGCAUUGGUAAGGCCAAAUGGCAUGAACAGAUACUCGUAAUGACCACAGGCCGUGUUGAAGGCGGUCUUCCACUCGCAAGGUGGGAUCCCUGGGCGUGCAAGCAAAAUCCAAUUUCCUCUACCUCCGUUGUUCCCGUAAUCACCCAUCGAUACGGAUGGUCAAAGCGAUGAGGGAAUCAAGCUCCGUAGGUAACUACCGGGCUGCAAGCUCAUCCUUGACCUCCUCCGAGACGCCGUGCAGGAACAUAUCGAACAGUGCCUCUUGAUUCCAAGCACUCUCCGCUUGUUCCAACACAGCAGUAGCCCAGGUGAGAGCCCUCCCGGUCAUCAGCGUGAUGAGGUAGGCUAUCUUGGAGCGAUCCGAGGGGAAGGAGGAGGGCUGAAGCUUGAAGACGAGGACACACUGAGCUAGGAUCGCCCGACAGGUGCUUGGCUCUCCAUUGAAGCGUUCCGGAGGAGGUAAGUGGGGCUCCCGAGAAGGUGGAGUGAUCGAUGAGACGCCGCUGCUAGUACUUCGCGGCUGAGCUGUUGUUGCUUCUAGACAUUUCCACUUCACAAUAAAAGCAUUUACAGUUGACCAGGGCAGCUCUAGCAGGGCAGAAAUUUGAAGAACUGACUUUUUGGAAAACAUGACUGCCAUGUUGAAAGUCACUGAGCGCUUCAGUAAGGCCAUUCUACUGCCAAUAUUUGUCUAUGGAGAUUGCAUGGCUGUGUGCUCGAUUGUAUACACCUGUCAGCAACGGGUGUUGCUAUAAUAGCCCGAAUCCACUCAUUUGAAGGUGUGUCCACAUACUUUUGUAUUUGUAGUGCAGUUGAAUACCUGUGCAAACCAUUGCAAAACAUUCUGCAACGAAACCAAGUGUUUCUUAUUGGACAAGUCCAGGUUAGUCCCUCUCAGUUUUCGCCCUUCUGCAUCCGUUUUGUUUCCAGUGAAUACACCCCUCAGUCAUGAAAUGUGGUUGUCCAGUCUGAAUUGUGUCUCAUAACUCCUCUUUAUCUCUUUAUUUUACAGAUGAGUCUUGCCAUCGAUAGACAUCAGUCGGUUCGCCAAAUUGCUCAAGUUAUGUGGUUAAGAUUUGAUUUAUCUUGCAAUAUGACUUUUAUUUUCCUGUAUUUUGUUUCUUUGAAAUUAUUCAUUUAAUGUUUGUAAUCUUUUUUGAUGUACAAUGUUUUAUUUUACAUAGGAUCAGGGACUAUUGGUUUUGAUAACAGUUUUAUGUAGUUUGUGAGAUGAAUGUGUAACGAUGUGCGCUGAGAGUCGGGAAGCAAAUUCAGGGAGUGAGUGUUUUAAUAAAUAAACGCAACAUAAUACAUACCAAGAAACACGAACAACGCACAGACAUGAAACAGAAACAAUAACGCCUGAGGAAGGAACCAAAUGGAGUGACAUAUAUAAGGAACGUAAUCAGGGAAGUGAUGGGGUCCAGGCGUGUCUGAUGAUGCGCAGGUGCGCGUAACAAUGGUGACAGGUGUGCGCCAUAACGAGCAGCCUGGUGUCCAACAGGCUGGAGAGGGAGCACACGUGACAGAAUGGUGGAGCCUCAACUCCUCUAUUUCAGGGUAAAAGUGUAAAGACAAUAUGAAAACAUGGUACAUAUUGUAGCCUAUACGUUUUACUAUAUACACUUGUUGUAUUUUUACUGUCAGGUGUGUACUAUUGGGUGAUGAUCACACGUCUAUGCAAGUUAGUGGAUUACAAAUGUAUGGUAAAAAGGGUCCGGUCAGUUUAGUUUUAGUUAGCUUAGUUCAACAACACAACGUCUCUACUGUAUAUAAACUCUGCAUCAGCACUGUAACGAUUCAAUGUGCAUUCCAAAUGACACCCUAUUCCCGAUAGGGCUCUGGACAAAAGUAGUGCACUAUGUGCCCUGGUCAAAAGUAGUGCACUAUAAAGGGAUUAGAAUGUCAUUUUGGACGCAUCCUCAAUGAAGCUUACAGUAUAUCAUCUGGUCCCUGUGCCUGCUGGAUUUGCUCAUACAGAUGAUAUAAAGAACAGGUCAUCUACAAGUCCAAGAUUAAUUUUGAGCCUUGUGAACACCCCUCAUAUGUAGUUUCUGGCAAACCAUGGCUAUAUGUAACAUCAUGACAAUUCUCUUUUAUUCAAUUACUGUUUCUGUUUGAACCACAAAAUGGAUUUCAGCUAGCCUUAAUGCAGAUUAUUGAAAACACUGAUGAUACGUUAUGGAAUAAUCACCAAUAGACAUUAUUAUAAUAUAUUUUUUUAUGUUUCACUGUUUGCCCUUUAGUGGAAUUAAUGUGGUAGAAUGAAAAAGAGUAGUAUAUCUGCUGUAUCUAUACUAAUGUGACUGCACAGUUUUGAAUGGAAAAGGUAUUAUGUUUGUGACUCUGGUGUUAUUGUGUGAGACUACAGCACAUGGGUGAUGUGGGUGAAAACAUGAUUUAAGGGAUGUUUACAACAUUUAAUGCAUAGAAUGGUCCUUUGGAGGAAGGAUUGGUGACAUAUAUUUGGCAUUUGUAUCUAAAAGCAUAAUUGAGAAAUAAUUCAUCAAAGUUGGAAUAUUUAUGAAAUGUUGGUUUUACACAGGUCUCUUUUAAGACCACUUAUGUUAAUCUGUAGGUGCUACAAAGCAAACAUUGGUGGCAUAUGAAGCUUUACCGCUUGCUCUGUAAUGUGGUUAGUAUUUUGUUUUCAAUAACAAUUUUCUUGCAUUAAUUUAUGAAUACCGAAGAAUAAGUAUAUUUUUUGAUUUAGCAAUUUUUUAUAUAUAUUGUUGAACGUAAUAUACUCUAUGGACAUAUCAAAGUUCUCUGCUACUUUUAGAAUUAUUAUCCAAUUUGUAAGCAUUAAGAACAGAGUGAAUGUGAAAAUGGAUUCAAAAUGGUUGCCCUGUGCUGGUGAUUUGCAGGAUGUACAAUAUGUUGAAAAAUUGCCAAAUAUUUUUUUCUAUAUUCUAUAUUCUUGUUUAUAUUAUAUUCAUUAAUUUAUGUAAGAAAAUUGUUAUUGAAAUCAAAAUAUCACUCAUGUUUCAAAGUAAGCGGUAAAGAUUUAUUAGACAGGUUUUUGUAGCACCUACAUAUGAAACAUUAUGGCAUCUGAAAGGAGGCCUGGGUAAGGCCAAAAUGUAAUAAAUAUGACUACUUCGAUUAAUUAUUUCUCAAUUCUGCUUUUAAAUACAAAUGUCAAAUAUAUGUCAAUCAUCCUUCCUCCAAAGAAGCAUUCUAUGGAUUAAAUGUUGUGAAAAUCUCCCAAAUCAUGGUAUUUUUUCAUCCUGGUUUUGUGAGGAAUCACCGACAUCCCAAAUAAGGGCACAAACGAUAUAAUGGCUCCAUGGGAUGCUGUCAUCUCAAUUUUAGGUGCUCUUUUUUGAUGAAAAAUAAUCUAAAUGAAGAAUAUCAAAUUGAUGGUAUAUCUGAUUUAUGCUCCCACGAGUGCAAUUUUAAUACUUGGUUUUAUUCUGUUUUCUAUUGUGGUCGAAGAAGCUGGCUUCAUGAGAGAAAAACAUCAAAUAAAUUAUUUGAAACUAA